GCGAAGGAAAGUAAUUGGCAGGAACUGCUAGUGAGCCAUGCCGACUGUCGACGUGAAGCGAGAUCUGCUUUUUCAAGCCUUGGGAAGGAGCUACACUGAUGAAGAAUUUGAUGAACUGUGUUUUGAAUUUGGUUUGGAACUUGAUGAAAUUACUUCCGAGAAGGACAUAAUAAGCAAAGAAAAAGGUGAUGGAAAAGCAGAGGGUGCAUCAGAAACCAUUCUGUAUAAAAUUGAUGUUCCUGCUAAUCGAUAUGAUCUCCUUUGUUUGGAAGGCCUAGUCAGAGGUCUUCAGAUUUUUAAAGAGAGAAUAAGGGCUCCACGAUAUAAAAAAAUUACACCACCCAAUGGUGAAAUUCAAAGACUUACCAUUAAUGAAGAGACUGCCCAAAUCCGUCCUUAUGCUGUGGCUGCAGUUCUUCGUAAUAUAACUUUUGUCAAAGACCGCUAUGAUAGUUUCAUUGACCUACAGGAAAAAUUGCAUCAAAAUAUAUGCAGGAAGAGAUCAUUAGUUGCAAUUGGUACCCAUGAUCUAGAUACAAUCUCUGGCCCAUUUAUAUAUACAGCUAAACCACCACCUGAAAUUAAAUUCAAACCAUUGAAUCAGGAUAAAGAAUACAGUGCUCCUGAGAUCAUGGAAAUGUACAGGACGGAUAGCCAUCUUAGACACUAUCUGCAUAUUAUUGAAAAUGAAUCACUUUAUCCAGUUAUCUAUGAUAGCAAUGGUGUUGUUCUCUCAAUGCCACCAAUAAUUAAUGGAGAACAUUCAAAAAUUAGCCUCAAAACUAGAAAUGUAUUCGUUGAGUGUACAGCCACAGAUCUUACCAAGGCAAAAAAUGUACUCGAUAUCCUGGUUACAAUGUUCAGUGAAUAUUGCAAUAAGCCAUUCACGGUUGAAGCAGUAGAAGUAACUUAUCCUAAUGGAAAAAGCUACAUCUUUCCAGAGCUGCCCUAUCGUCGUGAAAAGAUAAAACCUGAAAUAAUUAACAAGAAGAUAGGAAUUAGUGAGACACCAUCAAGCCUUGCAAAGCUGCUUACUAGAAUGUGUUUGAAGUCACACGUCAUAGGGAAUGGGAACAAUAUAGAAGUUGAAAUCCCACCUACGAGAGCUGAUAUUAUCCAUGCAUGUGAUAUCAUAGAAGAUGCAGCAAUAGCGUAUGGCUAUAAUAACAUUCAGAUGACGAUUCCAAAAACGUACACCAUAGCUAAUCAAUUUCCUCUCAAUAAACUCACAGAACUUCUGAGGCAAGAUUUGGCCGCUGCAGGAUUUACUGAAGCCCUCACUUUUGCUCUGUGUUCCCAAGAAGACAUCGCUAGUAAAUUGGGGAUUGAUAUUUCUGCAACAAAAGCUGUACAUAUAGCCAAUCCCAAAACAGCUGAAUUUCAGGUAGCACGGACUACACUGUUGCCUGGACUCUUGAAAACUGUUACAGCUAAUAAAAAGAUGCCUUUACCUCUGAAACUCUUUGAAAUUUCUGAUAUUGUAGUGAAAGAUUCCACCAUGGAUGUAGGUGCAAAAAACCAUAGGCAUCUUUGUGCUAUCUAUUAUAACAGAAACCCUGGGUUUGAGAUUAUUCAUGGGUUGCUGGAUAGAAUCAUGCAGCUCCUGGAAAUCCGUCCAAGUAAAGAGAAUGGAUAUUAUAUUAAAGCAGCUGAAGACUCUGCUUUCUUCCCUGGUCGUUGUGCUGAGAUCUUUGCCAAAGGACAGAGCAUUGGGAACUUGGGAGUUCUUCAUCCUGAUGUUGUCACCAAAUUUGAGCUCACUAUGCCCUGUUCUGCUCUAGAAAUCACAAUUGAGCCUUUCCAGUAAGAAGAACAUCGUCCUUUGGUCCAACUUCAUUCUCUAUUUUAUUUUGUCUUGCUACUGCCUAGCAGUUCUCUGUACGUCAAAGUAUUAGACCAAUGUUACAUUAGGCUUUAUUAGGAUUCAAUAUAUUAUUACUAUAAUAAGAAAAGUUUUGUUAACCAGUGAAAGCCUCUUUUUUAACAGUUAAGGACAUCAAUCUUUUUAAAAAACAAGGCAAAGUAUCAUAAAUAUGUAUUGGCUAAA
This is a messenger RNA of Pantherophis guttatus, 2047 nucleotides long. It is a transcript of the gene FARSB, whose product is annotated as phenylalanyl-tRNA synthetase subunit beta. NCBI's taxonomy places the organism in Eukaryota, Metazoa, Chordata, Lepidosauria, Squamata, Colubridae. Gene Ontology annotation, molecular function: ATP binding; magnesium ion binding; phenylalanine-tRNA ligase activity. The record is from RefSeq and is a predicted model, not a curated record. Gene Ontology annotation, biological process: phenylalanyl-tRNA aminoacylation. Gene Ontology annotation, cellular component: cytoplasm; phenylalanine-tRNA ligase complex.